Molecule: messenger RNA, 606 nt
Organism: Diachasmimorpha longicaudata
Lineage: Eukaryota; Metazoa; Arthropoda; Insecta; Hymenoptera; Braconidae
Product: U6 snRNA-associated Sm-like protein LSm2
Exons: 4
Coding region: 188-475 (95 amino acids)
Biological process (GO): mRNA splicing, via spliceosome
Cellular component (GO): P-body; precatalytic spliceosome; U4/U6 x U5 tri-snRNP complex
Molecular function (GO): RNA binding
Source: RefSeq, a predicted model, not a curated record
GGUCGGUAAAUUAUCGAGGGAUAUGACCCGGACCCGCCAGAAACACUUGCCCGGUCACUAUUAAACGCCACUCCGACGUUUAAUUAAUAUUUUUAAAGUGAAGAAUGUCAGUUAAUUAACUCCAGGAUAAAAUAAGUAACUACUUAAUUGUUGUAUCGCCUCCUGAGGAUUUUAAAUAGUCAAAGUCAUGUUAUUCUACUCGUUCUUUAAGUCCCUCAUCGGGAAGGAUGUUGUUGUGGAGUUAAAAAACGAUCUGAGUAUUUGUGGUACUCUUCACUCUGUGGAUCAAUACCUCAAUAUCAAAUUGACUGAUAUUAGUGUCACAGAUCCCGAUAAAUAUCCACAUAUGUUAUCCGUGAAGAACUGUUUUAUCCGGGGCUCGGUCGUUCGAUACGUUCAGCUCCCUGGCGAUGAGGUUGACACCCAGCUCCUCCAGGACGCAGCACGCAAAGAGGCAGCUGUGCAGACCCGAUAAAAAAAAUCUUGGGCAUUUACGCUACAUCUAUUUUCUAUUCCAAAAACGAACUAAAAAAAAUUGUAAAAUAAUCAAUAGGAUAUUCACUGAAUAAAUUGACAUAUAAAAAUAAACAAAAAAUAAUCGACAAA